Molecule: messenger RNA, 1650 nt
Organism: Lottia gigantea (owl limpet)
Lineage: Eukaryota; Metazoa; Mollusca; Gastropoda; Lottiidae
Exons: 13
Coding region: 1-1650 (549 amino acids)
Molecular function (GO): scavenger receptor activity
Source: RefSeq, a predicted model, not a curated record
AUGGCGGCCCUAGUAUUAAGUUGUAUGUUUAUUGGAUUAAUAAUACAUAUACAUUGUUAUAAUUUUGGAUAUAACAAUAGUUAUACCUGUCAUUGUUUAUAUAAUAAAAGAUGUGAUACUGUAACUAGUGUUUGUUAUAGUGAAUAUUAUAUUGUUAUAUAUUUAGGUUACAAUAUUUUGGAUAUAACAAUAGUUAUACCUGUCAUUGUUUAUAUAAUGAAAGGUUAUAAUUUUGGAUAUAACAAUGGUUAUACCUGUCAUUGUUUAUAUAAUGAAAGAUGUGAUACUGUAACUAUUUUUUGUUAUAACGAAUAUUAUAUUGUUAUAUUUACAGGUUAUAAUAUUUUGGAUAUAACAAUGGUUAUACCCUGUCAUUGUUUAUUUAAUGAAAGAUGUGAUACUGUAACUAGUGUUUGUUAUAACGAAUAUUAUAAUGUUAUAUUUUCAGGUUAUAAUUUCGGAUUUAACAAAAGUUAUAUCUGUCAUUGUCACAAUAAUAAAAGCUGUGAUGCUGUAACUGGUUUUUGCUAUAGUGGUUGUUUGAGAGGCUGGGGUGGACCUUCUUGUAAACAAGAGAAUAUAGCUUUAGAUUCUAAGUAUGUCUCUCAAAGUGGUAUAUUUAAAAAUGACAGAAGUCAAUAUGGUCCUGAACUAGUAGUAGAUGGAUAUACUGAUACAAAUAGAGAUACACAUUACUGUAGUGAUACUGAUUAUUCACCUUGGGCUUGGUGGUAUAUAGAUUUACAACAAGAGUAUUCUAUAGGUUUUUUAAAGACGUUUCAUAGAGAUGGUGACAUUUGUGCUACAGGAACGUAUGGUUCAGAAUGUAAUAAUUUCUGUCAUUGUUUGAACUAUGAUAAAUGUGAUGUUAUAACUGGUCAAUGUCCUAAUGGAUGUCAGACAGGAUGGUAUGGAGGUAGCUGUAAUACUAGUUGUUGGACUAUCAAUAAAUAUGGUUUAGGAUGUCAGAAGAACUGUAGUGCUAGACAAUGUUCUGGUAUCUCUGAGUGUAAUCAUGUAACAGGAGAGUGUAUCAAUGGUUGUAAUCCAGGAUAUCAGGGAAUUGAUUGUAGUCAAGUUUGUCCACGUGGUCAAUAUGGAGAUAGAUGUAAACAACGAUGUAACAAGAGACAUUGUAAAGAAUCACAACAACACUGUCAUCAUAUAACAGGACAAUGUACUGAUGGUUGUAAACCAGGUUAUAGAGGAGAAGAUUGUACAUUGAGUUGUCCAAAUGGUGCCUAUGGAGAUAAAUGUAGUAAACUAUGUAACAAUAGGCAUUGUAAAAGAUCACAAGAAUGUCAUCAUAUAACAGGACAAUGUACUGAUGGUUGUAAACCAGGUUAUAGAGGAGAAGAUUGUACAUUGAGUUGUCCAAAUGGUGCCUAUGGAGAUAAAUGUAGUAAACUAUGUAACAAUAGGCAUUGUAAAAGAUCACAAGAAUGUCAUCAUAUAACAGGACAAUGUACUGAUGGUUGUCAACCAGGUUAUAGAGGAUAUGAUUGUAUAUUGAGUUGUCAAAGUGGUAAAUAUGGAGAUAGAUGUAAUCAACGAUGUAACAAUAGGCAUGAGACAUUAAGGAUUGAUCAGGCUUUCAUUCGACUAGACAUAUUGGAAAGCUUUCAAGGAGAUUUCUGGAAAAAGUUGUAG